AUGACACAAUCUCCCAAGGACUUGACACAUUUACUUUCUGCCGAAGCUAAGAGUCGAAAGAACUCUCCCUUAAAGGAAUGCUUUGUGUACUUUGGCCAACCUGGGUUAACUUUCUUAGGUGGUGGAUUACCAUUGGCUGAUUACUUCCCAUACAAUAAGAUUUCAGCUGAAAUCCCAACUCCUGGGUUUGAAGGUGGUAUUGGUGCACCAAUUACCGAGGCCAACAAAACAGAAAUUGAGGUUUAUAGACUGAAGGAAAACAAUGGUCCUAAUCAAAUUGAAUUGGCUCGUUCUUUACAAUACGGUUAUACUGAAGGUCAUAAAGAGAUUGUUGAUUUCUUAAAGGAACAUACCAAAAUGAUCCAUAAGCCGGUUUAUGAUGAAUGGGAUCUUAUUUGUACUGUGGGUAAUACUGAGGCUUGGGAUUCUACUCUCAGAACCUUUACUUCAAGAGGUGAUACGAUUUUCGUUGAAGAAUAUACUUUUAGUUCUGCCUUGGAAACAGUUAAUGCUUUAGGGGUUCAUACAUUCCCCGUACCCAUUGAUGAACAUGGUUUAAUUCCUGAAAAGUUUGCUACGAUUUUGGAAACUUGGGAAGGUCCAAUUCCUCGGUUAUUGUAUACUAUUCCAACUGGUCAAAACCCAACUGGUUCAUCUGCUUCAUUAGAAAGAAGAAAAGCCAUUUAUGAAUUGGCAUGUAAGUAUGAUUUCCUUAUUGUCGAAGAUGAACCAUAUUACUUUCUUCAAAUGGAAAAAUAUACCACUGAUCUUGAAGCUAGAAAGGCCAGACACGUUCAUUCUCAUGAAGAGUUUAUCAAGGCAUUGGUUCCCUCUUAUAUAUCCAUUGAUGCUGAAGGUAGAGUACUUAGAUUAGAUUCGUUCUCCAAAGUCAUUGCUCCCGGGUCACGUUUCGGGUGGAUUGUUGGACAAAAGAAGUUAUUGGAACGGUUCCUUCGUUUACAUGAAGUCAGCAUUCAAUGUCCAUCUGGGUUCUCUCAAUCAUUGUUGAAUGGGUUAUUACAGAGUUGGGGCCAAACUGGUUAUUUGGAUUGGUUGAUUGGCUUAAGAGCUGAAUAUACUCACAAGAGAGAUGUUGCUAUUGAUAGCAUUCAUAAAUACUUUCCUCAAGAAGUUGUGACUUAUGAUCCUCCAGUGGCAGGUAUGUUUUUCACGGUAUCAAUUGAUACCACUAAGCAUCCAAAGUUUGCCACGGAUCAUAACUCUGAUCCAGCCAAGGUUGAAGAGGCUAUCUUCCAACAAGCCAUCAAGCAAGGAUGUUUGAUGAUACCUGGUUCCUAUUUCAAGGUUACUCCACCACCAGACCAUAAGUUAACAGUUGUUGAUGCUGGUAGUGCGAACCAGAUCUUCUUUAGAGGUACUUAUGCUGCUGUUCCUUUGGAUGCCUUACAAGUUGGAUUAGAGAACUUUGGGAAGGCGCUCAGAGUUGAAUUUGGUCUUAAUUAA
This is a messenger RNA of Lizanozyma spartinae, 1464 nucleotides long. It is a transcript of the gene ARO8, whose product is annotated as bifunctional 2-aminoadipate transaminase/aromatic-amino-acid:2-oxoglutarate transaminase. Gene Ontology annotation, molecular function: pyridoxal phosphate binding; L-2-aminoadipate:2-oxoglutarate transaminase activity; aromatic-amino-acid:2-oxoglutarate transaminase activity. The coding region runs from base 1 to 1464 and encodes 487 amino acids. The record is from RefSeq and is a predicted model, not a curated record. Lineage: Eukaryota; Fungi; Ascomycota; Pichiomycetes; Serinales; Debaryomycetaceae. Gene Ontology annotation, biological process: L-tyrosine biosynthetic process; aromatic amino acid catabolic process. The transcript has a single exon.